Myripristis murdjan (pinecone soldierfish) is the source of this 28189-nucleotide messenger RNA. RefSeq names its product spectrin repeat containing, nuclear envelope 1a (gene syne1a). Gene Ontology annotation, biological process: signal transduction. Lineage: Eukaryota; Metazoa; Chordata; Actinopteri; Holocentriformes; Holocentridae. The transcript is spliced from 147 exons. Gene Ontology annotation, cellular component: membrane. Gene Ontology annotation, molecular function: protein binding. The record is from RefSeq and is a predicted model, not a curated record. The coding region runs from base 188 to 26839 and encodes 8883 amino acids.
GCUACUGCAACAGGGAUGACUUGUUCAGAGGAACACAGCAGCAUGGACUCGACUCGGUCUCCGUAGCCUGCAGACAGUUUGAAGACACAGAACUGUUAACAACCAAAUCUAACUCCUGAUCGAGGCAUGAGACCGUUGCUGGGGUGACACAGUUGGGACACAAGUUGAGUGACCUCGGGGCAGUGGCAUGGCAUCACCCAGGCACUACGGGCGCUCUGCCAGGGAUAUUGCCAAUGUGAUGCAGAGGCUGCAAGAUGAGCAAGAGGCAGUGCAGAAAAGGACAUUCACCAAAUGGAUCAAUUCCCACUUGGCAAAGCGCGUCCCGCCCCUGGUGGUCACCGACCUGUUUGAGGACAUCAAAGAUGGCGUGAUGCUGCUGGCCCUGCUGGAAGUCCUCUCCGGACAAAAACUGCCAUGUGAGCAGGGCAAGAAGCUAAGGAGGAUCCAUUGGGUCGCCAACAUCGGUACAGCCCUCAACUUCCUCGAGGGUAGGAAGUCUGCCUAUAGAGGAUCUCCGAUCAAGCUAGUAAACAUCAACUCCACAGACAUCGUAGAUGGACGACCGUCAAUUGUACUGGGGUUGGUGUGGACCAUCAUCCUCUAUUUCCAGAUUGAAGAGCUGACCAGUAGCCUACCAGCUCUCCAGGCCUUGUCGAGCAGCACUUCCUCACUGAACAGCUCCACCAGCAGCACUGAGACCACCAGCCCGCCUGUCAAGAAGAAGCCCCUCCCACCUGUGCAGGGCGGGGCCAGAAAGGCUUUGCUCCGAUGGGUUCAGCAGAUAGCAACCAAGCAUCUGGGGAUCGAAGUUAAGGACUUUGGCCCCAGUUGGCGCACAGGUGUAGCAUUCUUUGCAGUUAUCCUUGCCCUCCGGCCCAACGUAGUUGACAUGGAGCGUGUAUGGCGAAGGAGCAACCGAGAGAAUCUGCAGGAAGCCUUCUCAUUGGCUGAGACUGAGCUGGGCAUUCCGCAGCUUCUUGACCCAGAGGACGUAGAUGUGGACAAACCAGAUGAGAAAUCCAUAAUGACGUACGUAGCCCAGUUCUUGAAGCACCAUCCUGACCGACAGCACAGCGACUCAGAGGGCCCACCAGAAGAAGAGAGAGAGCAGCGCAAGAGCCUGAGGGAGAUGAAGAUGUGGCUCGACCAGCUGGAGAGAGACGCAACGCAGGCUCAGGAGACUGAGGGCAAUCUCACUCAACAAUACCAGCUGUUCAAGAGUCUGCGUGUCCAGCUGGAGAUGAGGAGGAAGCAGGUGGAGGGAGCGCUGCACUCCACUCAGAAGGACGGGAUGCUGACCGUGGAUCAGGCCCUGGUCAAACAGGCCUGGGAAAGAGUCUCCAACAGGCUCUUGGACUGGCACUUGCAGCUGGACAGGGCUCUGCCUGCUCCUCUGGGCAUGGUGGGCGUGUGGCUGCACCAAGCUGAGGGGGCUCUGCGACAAGAGAUCACGGUCCAGCAGGCACAUGACGAGACGGCUAACACCGUCCACAGGGCUCUGGAGCAGCACAAGGAUGUGUUGAGGAGCCUGGAGAGUCACCAGCAGAUCUUCCAGAGGAUCCAUAAGGACAGAAGUGUUGACGGGGUCCCUGUCCCCCCAGACCAGCUGCAAGACAUGGCCGAGAGGAUGAACUUCGUCUCUACAUCUUCCAACAUCCACUUGGCCAAGAUGGAGUUCUUGGAGAGUAAACACCACAUGCAAGCAUUUCUCAUUCUAGCCGAGUCCAAACUCAAAUCCUGGAUCAUCAAGUAUGGCCAACGGGACUCUGUGGAGCUGAUGCUCCAUGGUUAUAUUUCGUUUGUGGAGAAGCAACAUUUCUUUGAGAAUUACGAGGCGCUGUUCCAGGCCCUCAAACAGUCUGCUGAGGUCUAUAUAAGUGCUGAUAGCUCAGCGGAGGAGGGAGAGGCGGGUGUGCGGAGGUUCAUGCGGGAGGUGGUGACCCAGUGGAGGAGUCUGUCUGUGGAGGUGCGCAGUGUGAGGAGCAUGCUGGAGGAGGUGCUGUCCAACUGGGAGAGGUACAGCUCCACCGUGGCCUCCUUACAGGCCUGGCUGGAGGACGCAGAGGCCGCCCUGAGCCAGCCAGAAAACACCAAACGGGAGUUUUUCAGAAAUCUCAGCCACUGGAUGGAUCAGCACGCAGCCAUGAAUGAUGCUGGAAACUUCCUGAUAGAAACGUGUGAUGAGACAGUGUCGCUUGACCUCAAGCAACAGCUGCUUCUUUUGAAUGGCCGAUGGAGGGACCUCUUUCUGAAAGUCAAACAAUACGCCCGUGCAGAUGAGGUGGAAAAGUGGAGAAAGGACCAUCUGAAGGCUGUGUCGGCCCUCAAAGAGCUGCUCGACACAGCAGAGACCAAGCUCAAUGCUCCUGUCCAGGUGUCCUUCCUCAAUGUUCGGGCCUUUCUGCAGGAUGUGGAGAAUACCAAGCAAAAGGUCAUCACCAUGGAGACACAGUACAAAUUGGCUGCCCGCAGUGCUCAACUCCUUGCCAAGGAUGCACCACAGGAUGAGGGUGCCAGGGUCAUGGCAACUAUGGCAACAGCCAAAAGUCAGCUGAGUAAGGUGAGGGAGAGGUGCCCAUCUCUAGUGAGGGAGUGCCAUGGCCUUCUGCCACUGCUGGAGGAGAUGGAGAAGCACAUCACUGGUUUCUACCAAGCCUUGGAAAGGGCCAGUCGUAUCACUGCUGCUGUCAGAGAUCCCAGCGCACACAGCCCAACCCAGCAUAAACACAAGUGGCAGGACCUGCUGAACCAGCAACAGAUCUGCAAACGUUGUCUAUCAGUGAUUGAGAGGAACUACCACACCCUGCAGAGGGCGCUCUCCACCAGUAAGGUGCUCAGGAACUUCGACCAGUCCCUCCUGCAGAAGAGAGUGGCCGAGAUACAGGGCUCAGCACAGGCUUUGGUCAAGGAGGUCGGGGAGUGGAGGAGGCAGGAGGAGGCCAACAACUGCCUGAGGAGGAGGUUUGAGGAGUCGCGUCAGGAGCUCGAGAGGGUACUGAGGUUGUCUCAGGGGUGCCUGAGAGAGAUCGGAGACCCUGAGGAGCUGCUGAAGAAACACACAGAUUUUUUUAGUCAGCUGGACCAGCGUGUGCUUAGCGUGUUCCUGAAGGCGUGUGAUGAGCUGACGGAUAUCCUGCCAGAGGAGGAGCAGCAGGGACUGCAAGAGACUGUCCGCAGGCUGCACAAACACUGGAAGGACAUCCAGGGCGAGGUGCCGUCCCACCUGCUACGUCUGAAGGUGGAGGUGGAGCGAAAGCGGGUAGGCGUGUUCCUGCAGGACUGCAGGGCAGAGCUGGACAGAGAAAUGAAGGCCCUUUCUGGCACCUGUACCAGUGAGCGGGUGAUCAAAGAGCACAGGACUUUCUUCAGGGAACGCAAAACUCUGGCUGUGUGUGAGAAAAGGAUUAGGAACAUGGAGGAUCUGUGCCAUAAGUUGCCAGACAAUGACCCUGCCUACCGAGUGCUCGACUCCACCAGGGGGGCUGUAGCUGAAGUCACAGAGCUAAUUGAGAGCACCCACCUCAAACUGCAGCAGCACCCUGAUAAAUGGAGGGAGUGGAAUGAGAGGUUCUGUGAGCUUUCUGAUUGGUUGUCGUCUCAGAAGAGGCAGGUGAGGCUCCUGAGAGAGACGGCUAGAGACUCCACCCAUCAGCAGGAUGUGGAUUCUGCGGUUCAAGCACUGCAGGGAGCGGUAAAUAGCCGAGAGGAGAGUGUGGUGUGGCUGAAGAGCCGUCUGGCUGCACUUGCUGAGGUUAGCUCUGAGCUGGAGAUUCAGAGACAGAGAGCAGCGCUGGCCAAACUCUCUACUGACCUGAGGGCGCUCUUCUCCUCGCUCUGUCAGUGGGAUGAGGAGGGCUCUGCUGUGUUCCAGUGUGAGGAGCUGAGAGAGGAGGUGCGCGGCGCUCUAGAGGAGGUGCUCAGGGCACGAAGGGAGGCUGAGGAGGAGACCAGCAGGAUCCUGAACGCUGAGAACCUGGAGGAGGCCAAGCAGCUCUACCUCAUCCACCAGCAACACCUAAAGCACCUGCAUGCCGAGCGGAGGGAGGCGGAGCUUCUGGUGUCCCACUGCCGCCAGCUGCAGAAGGGGGAGGGGCUUAGCCAGUCACUACGGGAACUGGAGGGAGCUUUCAAAGAAGUGGAUCGCAAAUCAGGGGCACUGGAGCAAAACCUGCAGGCCACUCUGAAUGCCUGGCAGGAGUUUGAGGCAGAGAGAGAAACAGCUUGGAGGUUUAUCAGCAGCACCAGCACCGAGCUGCACAAAGAACUCCUCUUCAACAGUCUGGACAGCCUGAGAACUGAGCUGGAACACACCAAGGGGCUGUUUAAGAGGGUUGUGGAGUGUGCUGCGCGAGCAGAUUCCCUGCUCGAGAAGGCAGUAGAUAUUCAGCUGGGAGCCACGAAUCAGACUCUUCUUUUGCAGCAGGCCCAGUCCACCAGAGAGGCAGUGACACAACUGCAAGACCACCUCAAAAAGAAUGUUGUCCAGCUGGAGAUGGUGUAUGUAAGGUGGGAACGUUUCAGCAAUGAAUCAGAGGCCUUUUCCUCUUGGAUCAGCGUGAGAGAGGAAGAGUUGGAGAAAAUUGGUACCGCCUCCUCGUUGGCUCCUCUGGACAAGCACAUCAGCACAGUGGAGGCGGUGGGAGCAAGUUUAGGGGAGAAAAGGGCGGUCUUGCCCCGAAUGGAGUCGGACUGCGAAGCCCUGUCGGAGUUUGUGACUCCUGGGGAGGCUGGGCGGAUCAGGGCACGACUGGCCCAGAUGGGGCGUUGCUGGGAAGAGCUGAGGGAGAGAGUGGAGCAGCUGGGAGGGCAGCUCAACCAGAGCGCUUCGUACAGGCAGAGAUACAAUGACAAUCUGGAACAGGUGAAGAAGACAAUGAAUGACCUUUAUGAGAAGCUGGACUGUCCAAUUGCAUACUGCAUAUCGUCAUCUGAGACCUACAGAAGCCUCCAGGAGCACAUGGAGAUCUGCCAGGCCGUGGAGCAGCUGAAGCCCCGACUGAUGGGUUUAUGCUCAGCCGUGAAGAGGCUUGGAGAGGGGAGCCAGCUGGAGGAAGAGGUGGCCAACCUCCAGAAGCAGCAGGGAGAAUGCAUGGAAAAGGCCACAGAAAAGCAAACCACACUGGAGAACCUUCUAGCUCUAUGGCAAAGAUUUGAAAAGGAGAGCUCCUCUGUCAAGAGCUGGCUGGACAGGUGUGAGUCUGUUUGCUGUCCAGACAUGAACCUUCUCCCUGCAGACAAAGCAAAGCUAAGGAAUGAGCUACUAAAUGUGCAGGAAAUGCAGAAAGAGGCACCAUCCCAUGAGGCUCUCCUCCAGGAUUUAGUGCGUGUGGGACUUUGUUUGUACCCCACAGCACCCGAAACAUGCAUCCAAGAGCUCAGCGAUGACCUCACACAACUACAGGAAAGAUGCUCUUCAUUGAAAGGCAGCAUAGCACACAGGCUUGAGCUGCUGCAGUCUCAUCUGUCUCAGCUGGAGCUGUUUGACCAGGCCCUGCUGAACCUGACCCAGUGGAGUGAGAACUUCCUGUCGGGUCUCAGACGAACUUCUCAGGUCGAUAUUGCCAACCUUGAGGCUGCAGUUGCGAAACUCAGAGAGCAUGAAGCAAACCUAGAGGAGCAUGCAUCUCUGCGAGAGACCCUCCAACACAGAGAGUCCUCCCUCUUCCCCUCCUCCACCACAGAGGCCCAGCAGCAGCUCCAGGACCGGCGGGAGGAUUGCCUUCAGCCCCUCAGUGAAUCACGGCGCCUGUUGCUCCUCCGUGGGGAGUGCCUGGAUGAGCUGGGGGGUUUCCUUGAGAAACAUGGAGCAGCAGCUAAAGCCGUACAGCGCCUCCAUGAGGCCGUGGAGGGCAGGGGCAGUUGGGACCGCUCCAAGGCCGAAGAGCUGCACCGUGGAGUAGGGGAAGUUGCUGGGGACGUGGCCCGGCUGGAGGCUCAGGCAGUGGGGUUAGAUGGGCGGCUGAGCAAGGCACAUCUCCACCUGUGUGGGGCGGAGAGGAAGGGCUCCACAGACAUGGGCCAGCCCCAGGGGAGAACGUCCUGCAGGGGACAGGCUGUGGCCCUCAUGAUGGCUCUGGAGGGGGUACAGAGGGCUCUGGGGUGGAGGCAAAGUGAAGCAGAGGCUUUAGGUGCCCUGUGGAGCUCCUUCAGGGAGAGGAGAGAGGAGGUGAUGAAAAGUUUGAAGACGUUAGAGGAGGAAGCAAGGCAAGAAGGGACGAAGGAGAGCUCCAUACAGGCCUUUCAAAGCAGGCUGCGUUUCUUUGUCCAGCUGGAGGAUGAGCUCCAGUCGCUGCAGCACUCCCUGCAGUGGCUAGAGGAGAGGGGAAGCCAGCUGGCCCAGAGAGACAGCGAGCUGGCUGGGGAGGCGAGGAGGGAGGUGACCCUAGUGAAGACAGCCUGGGAGAACAUCAGGAUGCUCAUCACCAAUGGUCAGGAGCACAGUGGAGUUUUGGUCGAUCUUCUCCGUCAGUUCCACAACCUGAAGGUAAUUCUCAGCACUGCUGUGGAAAAUGCCCAGGCUGUCGCUCACAUUCUGCCCGAUCAUAACCAGAACCCCGAGGAGGCCAAGAGGACUUUUGCACGGCAUGAGGCUGUGCAAGCUGAGCUCAGAGAUAAACAGGAGGACAUGGACCAGCUCAUCAGCACAGCGGAGGACCUGCAGAGAGAGCUGGAGAAGGUUCCGGACUGCGACACACAGUCCAUCCAGCGGGACAUGGAGAUACUCAGAGACCAGUGGCUGGAGGUUUCAGAGAGAAUACAAACCAACACAGAGAGACUGGGCUACUGUGUGGCCCUAUGGGAUGACCUCAAAACCAUGGAACAGGACAUUGACCAGUGGACCGCCACCUCCAUCGCUGACCUCACUGACAGUGUCACCAAUCUCAGUGACAGGCAGAAGACGGAGGCACACCUCGCCACCUUUCAGGUUGAAGCGGAGAAGAGAGACCAGAAGCUGGACGCCCUGCAGGAGAGAGUGACAGAACUGAAAGAGCUCGCCAAGCUCCAGGAGACUCCAGUACAACUGCAGGUCCUGGAGUCAGACCUGAGGAAGAAAAUGGCCCAUGCGCAGGAGGUGUACAACCAGGCCAAACACACUCUGACCUACUUCAGCUUCCAGAAGCAGCGUCUGGAGGACCUCAUGUCCCAGAUGGCCGAGCGGCUGGAGACAGUUGAGGGUUCCCUGUCUGACCUCACUGAAGCCACUUCCCCAGAAGACAUUGGCACAGUCAAGGACCUGCAGAGUGUCGUGCAGCAGCAGAGGGCUGAUAUGGACUCGGCUAGAGAGGCUCUGAGCGCUCUAUGUAGGUCGCAUCCCUCCCAGGAGCUGUCUCGCCUAUCCUCUGACCUCACCUCCAUUGCCAAGCGAACAGAGGCUGUGGCCCAGCGCUGUGCCAGGACCAGGGGGAGCCUGCAGGAUGGGCUGCAGCUCCACUUCAACGAUCUCGUCCAAGACUUCCACUCCUGGCUGGCAGAUCUGAAGGCGGAGCUGACAGAAUGUUCUAACCAAUCAGGAGAUGUUGCCAUCCUUGGAGCCAAGUUGCACAGGCUGAAGGUGUUACAAGAGCGUGCGUCUGAGGGUGAGCAGCGUCUACACCAGGUUUGUGAGGAAGCUGAGAGGCUGCAGCUCCACCUGCCCAAGGCUGGGGCUGCACAGGUUCAGGAACAUCUCUCCUCUUGUCAGAGGGUGUGGACGGGCUACCUGGAUGGAUGCUCUCAGAGCCAACGAGACCUGGAGGACAGCAUAGACCUUCUAAAACGCUUUGAUGACAGCGUGGAGGUUAUAAGAGGCUGGUUGCAGCAGAUGGAGCUCAGCCUGAAGAAGGAGCCUGUUCUCAGGGCAGAGAGCCAGCAAGGAGCCCCAGACAGCACAGAAGAGCUGGAGAGAAUGGAGAACCUCCACAGGGAGCUGCUAACAAGACGGGGCUCUGUGGAGCGUCUCUGCCAGGAGGCUCAGUCUUUGUCCGAGGCAGGUCGAGGGUCAGGAGGAGAGGUGAGGGUGACGGGCCAACUCCAAAUGGAGCACCAGGCCCUCCUGAAGGCAGCCAGGGAGAGGCUGCGAGGCUGCCAGGAGUGCCAGGCCUUUGGGGAGACACUGCAGGGGGUUUGGGCCUGGCUGGAGGAGAUCCAGGAGAGACUGGGGACGGUAGACAGCACCAUGGGGACGAAGGAGCAGUUGGAGCAGAGGCUGGAGACUGUCCAGGAUAUCCUGCUUUUGAAGGGUGAGGGCGAGGUCAAGCUGAACAUGGCAAUGGGUAAGGGCGAGUUGGCCUUGCGCAGCUAUGGGGAAGCCGGACAGGAAGUGAUCCGCUCUCAGCUUCAGGAAGUGGAGGACGCGUGGGCCACACUGCUAGUGACUGCCAUGAGCUGCCACAGUCGAUUGGAGUGGACUGUGUCCCAGUGGGGCGGCUACCUGGACAGUGCAGCCCAGCUUCGUUGCUGGAUGAAGGCUGUGGAGGGGGAGGUUUGUGCCCCUCUCACACCCCAGCCGGGCCCCAGGGAGAAGGCCUCCCAGCUGGACAGAUUGCGAACCUUGCUGGCUGAUCUGGAAGACCACCAGGUGGCGCUGUCCAGCCUGGAGGAAAAGGCCAGAGAGCUCUUCAAGAAGACUGGUGAUGUCAGCUUUAACCAUGGUGCUCGCACCCAGCUGCAGGCACAGUUUGAUGACCUCACAGCCUUGGUAGAGGAGAGAGUGCGUCGGGCGCAGGCUGUUGUUUUGGAGCACCAGGAAUACUUGGAGGCUGUCAGGGAGCUCACUGAUUGGCUAAUGUCUGCAGGGGAGGAGCUGCAGCAUUGGUCUGAUACAUCAGGAGACUCCACUUCCAUCAAAAGGAGGCUGUCUGAAGUGAGGGAACGUGUGGAGUGCCGGCUGCUGGAGGGCCGCGAGCGCUUGAGCCGGGUGCGUCGGAGCGCGGCAUCUACAGCAGAGCACACGGCGGCGGGAGGCUGUGAGGCCAUGGACCGACAGCUGGGGGCGCUGGCUCAGGCUCUGGAGCAGUGGGAGGGGGCUGCCUUGAGGGCCCGGGACGGCCUAGAGGGGGCCCUGGCCACUGCAGCAGCCUCAGAGGAGGAGUACAGACAUCUGACCGCCCGGCUGGAGGAGGAGCUACGGGAGCUUGACGGGCGGCUGAGGGGGUGGAGCCAGGAGCUGAUGCGGGCGGAAGGGCGGAGCAACGGGGAGGAGGCAGUGGAGGGGUGGCAGCUGGCAAAGGACAUACUGGAGGGCUUGCAGAGCGCCGAGCCGAUGGCGGAGAAGUUGAAAGGGCAGCUGAAUGACCUCGUGCGCUACUCCAGAGACCUGGGCACCCAAUCAGAGCGGGUCACCGCUCUUAUCAAGCAGCACAACAGCCUCAGUCUUCGGGCCUCCAGGGAGUGUCAGAAUAAGGAGCGCCUGUUGGAGCAGAGGUUUCGCGCCGCCCUGAGGGACUUCCAGCAGUGGCUGGUCAAUGCCAAGAUCAGCACCGCCAAAUGCUUCGAUGUGCCCCAGAGCGUCACCGAGGCCUCGACAGCUCUGCAGAGGAUCCAGGAGUUCCUGAGUGACAGGGAGCAUGGCCAGGCCAGGCUGAGUACAGUAGGAGCCAGCGGGGAGCUGCUGAUGGCUGUGGUGGCCAAAGACAGGGUGGAGGGGAUCAAGGCCAAGGUGGCAAACACUAGAGAAGACUGGAAGAGCCUCAUGACCAGCCUACAGUUUAGAGAGAACGCGCUCAAGAACUUGCAGUCCCAAAUGACAGACUUUGAGGAAAGCGCUGAGCCUCUCCAGGAUUGGCUCAACAGCACAGAGGCCAGAGUUCAGGAGAGCAGUGCUCGGCUUCACGACCUCCCAGCCAAGAAACAGGAGCUCAGCAAAUUGCAGUGUGUUCUGGAGGAGAUGGCUGGUCGGGAGGCAGAGCUGGGCAGGCUGAGGGAGAGGGCUCACCGCCUUUGGGAGGGACAAGCAGCCGGCAAGGGCUUCGUCCAUCGUGUGUCCCAGCUGUCCGCACAGUAUCUAGCCCUCAGCAACUUAACCAAGGACAAGGCCUCUAGGAUUGAACGUAUUGUAGGGGAGCACCGUCUCUUCUCCCAGGGCCUCAAAGAGCUCCAGGACUGGGUGUGUGAAGCUCAGCGUGUCCUCAACACCUGCCUCUCUCCCACGGCUGAUAAGAGUGUGCUAGAGGACCGAAUGAUACAGCUGGAGGCCUUGCUGGCAGCUCGUCAGGAAAGGGAGAUCCAGCUUAAAAUGCUACUGACGCGGGGUGAAGCCGUCCAGAGAAACACCUCUGCUGAGGGAGUCCCAGUUGUGCGCAAACAGAUCCAGGACCUCAAGGACUCAUGGGACUCCCUGCUGUCUGCCUCUAUCCAGUGUAAAAGUCAGCUGGAAGGCUCUCUGUCCCAGUGGACCAGUUACCAGGAAGAUGUGGGUCAGUUUGUGCUGUGGAUGGACCGAGUUGAGGAGACGCUGGGCUGCUCAGACAGACAGUAUUCUGAGAUGAGAGACAAGACUGCUAACCUGGGGAAAACCAAGCUUCUCUACGAGGAAGUAUUGAGUCACAGCAGUCCCCUAGAGACCAUUGCCACCAAGGGCUCCAACAUGGCUGAACACUAUACGACCCAGCAGGAGGUGCAGCAGCUGCAGUGUAGAUACAACAGCCUCAAAGACAAGGCCAAGGCUACUGUCAGUAAGGCCAAGGAGCUGGUGCUGGUCCACCAGGAAUACCAAAGGGGGUUGCAUGUGUUUGAGGACUGGCUGGAGCAAGAGCAAGCCAGUCUGGCCUCCUUGUCCCAUCCAGAGGGAAAUGUGGAUACACUGGAGAAAACACUGAAAGAGCUACAGUUCCUGCAGGAGCGCUGCUCCGAGGGCCAUUCUCUGCUCUCCUCUGUGCUGAGCAGUAGGGAGCGAGUCAUCCCCUGGGGUGUCCCGCAGAUCGAAGACCGAGCCCUGGACACUGCUCAGCGGGAGUGGGGGGCCUACCGGGACCGUCUGGGCGAGACUCAAGACCAGCUGAGCUCUACACUGGCCAGACUCAGGCAGAUGGGCCAGAGGUUCCUGAACCUGGCCCAGUGGCUGGAGGAGGUGGAGAGGAGGGCGAGCAUCAGAGGUCACCGAAGGUCAGACAGAGCCACCAAGGAUGCCCAGCUGAGGCAGCUUCAGGGCUGGCUCGAGGCGGUGUUAGCGCGGCAGGGAGAGGUCGACGGCCUCUCCUCCCUGGCCCAGCAGGUUCUGGAGGAAACCCACAUUAGCAGUCGUGUCAGCGCUACUGCCACCCAGCUCACCGCCCGAUACCACGCCUUACUGCUCAGCAUACAGGAAACCAUCAAACAGCUGCAGGAGGAGCUGAGGAGCAUUGAGGAGGCAGAGAACCUCUGCAUGUCCUUCUCUGAUUGGCUCAGCUCAACUCAAAAGAACUUUCGAACAGUGAUUGACAGCUCUGAAGCUCUUGAUCGAGUUGCCAUGGAGAGAAAGAUGAAGAAAUUGGAGACGCUCCAGGCUGAACUCCAACAGGGCCACGGCUUUCUGAAAUCCCUGAGGGAGAAGGCGGAGCGGGCAGCAGGCUUCCUGGAGGAGGUUGGGGCCGAGAGCUUAGGAGGGGAAGUCGAGGCCCGGCUCGCCCAGCUGGAGGAGCUGGCUGGUGGGCUGAGGCAGGAGCACAGCACUCUGGAGCGGGCGCUGCUGUUAGCUAAGGAAUUCCAGGACCGAUACAAGGCUCAGGCACAGUGGCUGGUGGAGACCAGGGCUCUGCUCAACGCCCCGGUGGAGCCCAAGGCUGAACUGUACCAGCGAAGGGCACAGCUAGCCAAGUACAAGGCCCUGUUGCAGAUGGUUCAGUCUCACGAUGGAGCUGUAAGGUCAGUGGUGGAGAAGGGAGAGGCUCUCCUGGCCUCUGUCCACUAUCCCUCCAUCAGAGACAACAUGAACAGACUGCACAAUGACUACACCGAACUCUGUAACACUGCCAUGGCCCAUGUGGAGAAUCUGGAGAGCCAGGUGAAGGAACAGGAAGCUUACCACAGUGAGCUCCAGGAAGUGGAACGCUGGCUGCUCCAGAUGUCCAGCAGGAUGGUGACCCCUGACCCCACUGUGGGCGGCGGCCUUGAGGCAGCCACUCAGCAGCUGGCCAGGCACAAGGCCAUCAUGGAGGAAAUCGCCAGCUUCGAGGAUCGCUUGGCAGGCCUGAAGGAGCGCGGAGACGACCUGGUACAAGGCUGUGGUGAGCGUGUCCAGAGCAGGCUGAGACAGCAAGUCCAGGCUCACCAGCAAGGCACCAGAGACAGCUAUUCUGCCAUCUGUAGCACAGCACAGAGAGUGUAUCAGAGUCUGGACCGUGAGUUACAGAGACAUGUGAGUCUGCAGGAUGCUCUGCAGCAGUGCCAAACCUGGCUGACCUCCGUUUCAGAGGAACCAGAGCCUCCUGCGCAUGCUCCUCUCAGCCUGGAGGAGGCGCUACAGCAGGUGAAGCAUGAGCGGGCUCUCCAGGAACAGGCCAGUACUUACCUCCAGCUUGUGUGUUCAACCUGUGACCUGUCAGAGCCGAGGGUCAGGGAGACGGCAGCAGCCAUCCAGCAGGUCAAACUCCAGACCGAGGAGCGUAUGCUGCUUAGUGAGGAGGUGGCGGACAGUUGGAGGGAUGCUGAGGACCAGAAGGCAGAUCUGGAGGUCCAGCUGAGAGAGACGGAGCAGCAGCUUCUGAACCUCACCAGGAGACCUGCAGAACUGGAGCCUAAGAUCGCACAGAACCAACUUGACAAGGCACAGGAGUUCCUUCAGCAGAUUAGGGACAGGCAGUCUGAGGUAACCCACUUGAGUGAGGCCAUUGCUGCACUGACAGAAGGACAGGACUCCUCUGCCCUGGAGGAGGUAGGGAGUCUGAGGAGGAGCUGGAUGGAGCUGGGCCAGAGGGCAGAGGAGCUGGAGUCCCAGCGGGGGGAGGACAUGCAACGGAGUGGGGAGUACCAGGAAAGUGUAGUGGCUGUGGAGGAACUCUUCCACCAAGUGUCAAGGGAGUGGGACUACUUAGCCAGGGCGGACACAGAGAGCACCAGUGAGCAUCUGGAGGCUCUAAGGAAGCUGUCCAGUGACCUGGAAGAGAGGAAAGGGACUCUAGAAGACCUGAGGGACCAGAGACAAGCUGUCCUGCCCCGACUCAGCCUUCUGGACAAGGAGCUGGUCAAGCAACAGGUGGGACACUUGGAGCAGCGAUGGGCCCAGCUCGAGGGCCUGAUUCAGCAGAAGAUCCAGGACUCAGCACAGACCCUGGAGGAUCUGGUGCGGGUGGAAACCCAGCUGAGGGAUGCCCGAGAGUGGGUGGAGGAGCAGCGGCCGGCUCUCACCUCUUCUCUAAAAACCAGCCCCCCUCCAGACCUGGCCCAAAGCUUCCUGUUCGACCACCUGAGUGUUUGUGUGGAACUGGAGGCUCGUCAGCAGCUGCUGGGUCAGGCAGUGAGUGAAGCCCAGGCUGUGGCCUCCAGGCUCGGGUUGAGUGAGAAAAGAUGCCUGCAGGAGCUUGUUGAACAAGCCCAAACCGAGGUGGAGGCUCUGGGUGCUCGGGUGACCCAAAGGAGGAAGUACCUCAGUAAGGCCUUCACAGAGAGGACGCAGUUCCUCCAUGGCUUGGGCAGAGCACUAUCAUGGGUCCAGCAGCAGGAGAGGAAGGCUUUGAUAGACGACCACAUAGCACUCCUCCCUGAAGACCUAGCCAAGCAGGUUGCUGCAUGUCGGGGGGUCCAGAGUGCCUUACGAGCAUACCAAGCAGAGCUGGCAUCUCUCUGGGCACAAGGGCGAGAGCUGGAGAGAGAUGCCACUGACAAGGAGAGGGCAGAGACCCUGGCAAGGCUGGAGGAGCUACAGGCAGUUUUUGAGACGGCACUUCAGAGGACCACCCGGCGUCUGACAGAUUUAGACAAAGCCUUGACGUCCAGGAAAUACUUUCAGGUGGAUCUGGACAAGACGUGCCAUUGGUUGAGACGGGCAGAUGCAAUUACCUUCCCUGAAAUCAGUCUAACCAACGUCGAUGAUAACGCAGAACUGCAAACACAGCUGUCUAACUUUCAGAAUGUCCUCGAACAAGCUUCAGAGUACGAGAACCUCCUACUCAUCGUCCAAAGAAUAGGCCAGGAAAUACUUCCUACCCUGAACGAGAUUGACCACUGCUACCUGGACGAGAGGCUGAAUGCCCUGCCUCAGCAGUACAACAGCAUCUUAGCUCUAGCCAAAGAGAAGAGAGACAGAGUCCAGCAAGUAAUCCUGGAGAGAAAAGAGUUGAGCACUUUCUUUGAUAUCACCUGUAAUGCACUGGAGGAACUUCAGGAGCAGUAUGACAAUCUGGAGAAGCAGACUAUCAGUAUUAGUGAAGAGGAAGUUGUUCGUCUAAAUAAUGAAUACAGAAAUCUGAAUGGAAGCUUGUCCCAUAUUAGCCCUGCCGUGAGAGAACUUAAUGGGAAAAAUGAGGGGUUUCUCAGUAGGGGCCAGCAAUGCAGAACUGAAGAGACACAGCAGCUGGUCCGCCUCCACAACACACUAAAAAGGAUGAUUGAUCAGAAAAUAAAACACUCAGAUGAUUCCUUGAAAGCUGUUGUUGAGUAUAAUAGAGUAUCAGCCAAGCUGGACUCCGAGUUAAAGACUGUGAAAGAGAAACUGGUGAGACUCAAGUCGGACUCAAGCCUAAGUGCCAUGGAUAAAGUAACAAGCCUUUAUUCGCUGCUUGGAAGUCUGGAUUGUGUAAGCGCUCAUGUAGACGAAUGUAACCAACAAAUUAAAGGCCUUAGUCUGAACUUUGAGCCCUCUUCCAUCCAGGAAAUUACCUCAAGACAAAAAUCGCUGCAGUCUUUACGGCUGGAAGUAAAAAGUUGUAUCGCGGAAAGUGAAAACAAAAUUGCAAAGGAUGAGGAUUUCGUGAGAGAGAUUGAGAAAGUGUUGGAGUGGCUGAGGGAUAUUAAAACCAAAUUUGAGGAGCCUUUGACCCUCUCAGAGGUCAGAGUUGAGAAGGUACAAGAGGAAAUGAGAAGAGUGAAAAAGGUAGAAGAGGAAGUGAAAAGCAGAUUUAAGGUAGCAGAUGCCUUGGGAAGUAGAGAGAAGCAGAGAUUUAGUAGUAGAAAUGAGACGCUUCCAGCCCAUGUAGAAGAGAAACUACAGGAGUUGGCCAAGAUGGGAGAGGAAAUUCAACAGAAAAAUAGCACUAAAGAGAUGGCUGUGGAUCAAGCCCUUUCCCUUAUCCGGAGGCACCACAUAUCCCAGACAUCUACCCAGAAAUGGCUGGACAGUGCUGGGGUUUUACUCCAGAGUGCCAGCCUGGGAGUGGAGCUGGAGAACCAGACAGAGAGUGUCCGUGAGCUGGACGAAAUCUCAGCCCAGGAACAGGCGUUCAUGGCUGGGUUAGAGCAGCUGAGGACCUUGGAUCCUCUGUUGGAGCAUCUUGUUGAACCGGGAGUAAUGAUGAAACUAAGAGAAAAUGUCGAGGCCAUGCAGCUGAGAAGUGCAGACAUCAAACAGCAGCUGGAGGCUCAUAGGCAGAUUUUGCAGAGGUGUGUGUCUCUGUGGAGCUCCUUCCAACAAGAGAGAGAGUUACUGGUUGGAGAGAUGAAUGAGGCAGAGAGCAAGAUGGCCAUGUUCUCCACAGCUAAAGCAAGCACUAUCCAGGAGGCACAUAACAAGUGUCAGCGAUACAAGUCACUGAUGGCUCAGAUCGAUACACUGGAGGAGCCUCUUGCUGCUCUGAGAGAGAAGGCGGCAGAGUUGGAGCAGGUCAGCUCUGAGUCCAGCAAAGCCAUCACCAGCCACUCUGUGUCAUCGCUAUGGCAACGCUGGACCAGGCUCUGCAGUGUAGCCCGAGCCCAGGAGAGGGCACUGGAGGAUACGGCCAGGGAGUGGAGGAACUUCACUGAGAAAAUGGAGAAAGUGCGCUCAGUGUCUGCAGACCUCCAUGGCCGUGUCCCAGACAGCACAGUGGAGAAGGCAGCCACAAGGGCGGCGCUUCAGAACCUGCUGGAGUACCAUGACUCCUUCAGCUUGGAGGUGGAGAGGGAGCAGUCGGCCCUGGCACUUCUCAGGCAGCACAGUCGCAGCCUCAGAGGAGAGGAGGAGGAUGAGGAGAUGGACAGAAAGUCAGAAAGUGGACAGGAUGAGACACUGUGCCUGCAAGAGAUCAGGAGCAUGCAGGAGCAGUAUGAGAGCCUCGUGUUGCAGGUGCGGGCAAGCAGGUCUCAGGUGCAACAGGAGCUGAGAGAGAGAGAGGAGGUGGAGAAGGAGCUGGGCCUGGUUAAAGGUUGGAUCCAAGACACUCGUGGCUUACUGCUGAGUCCCACUGCAGACCUGGAUUCACUGCUGCAAGAGCUAGAGACUGCGCAUGGUGAGGUCAUCAGCAGGCGUCAGAGUGUGGAACGUAUGACAGAGCUGCAGCAGUCCAAAUACCAGGAUCUCCAGGCUGGUCUGCCUUCUGAGCUCAGCAUGCAGCUGGCUGAGGUGGCUCUAGCCCUAGGCUCUGCAGAGGACCAGGUCCAGGCAAGGGAAAGGGAGGUGCAGCAGACCAGAGAUGUAAAAGAAGACUUCAGCUCCAGACUUCAGGACAUCGAGGGGAAGCUGAAGACCAUCUCUUUGAAAUUGGGAGACAAGGCUUCUGACCUGGAGGAGGCCAGAGAGGAGACCAAAUGUCUUUGUGAGGAGUGUGAAGGCUGUGGUCGCUCCCUGGCAGAGUUGGGUGUAGCGGUGCAGGAGUUCGGGGAACAGAACCCUCUGUUGUGUAAGCAGCUGGGCGACGCCGUGGCCAAACUGGCUGAGAUGCAGCGCCACACCACACAGCAGGCCCAGGACAGGGCCAACAGACUGAAGAAGGCAGAGAGGCAGCUGGAGGAAUAUAAAGGGAUGAAGUCAUUCAUUCUGGGCUGGACAGAAAAGGCAGAGGCCUUGGUCACUGGCAAUAUCAUCUGGAGCUCUGCUUCCCAGUUGCAGGAGCAAAUCCGGGCACACCAGGCGUUGCUGCGGGAGUGUCGGGGUCUCCAUGGUGACUUGGAGGCCAUGGGGGAGAGGGAGGGGCAGCUGGGGGAGGUGCUGCAGACGGAGGGGUGGAGCCAGCAGGUGAAACACCUCAGCAGACGCGCCGAGGAGCUGCAGCAAAGUGCCAAGACUCGCCUACAGAGUCUGCAGGACGCAGCCAAGGACAUGUUGCAUCUCGAGGCGGAGGUGAAGAGCCUUCAUGCCACUCUAGACCAGGUUCAGGUCACGCUUGCCUCCCCUGACCUCAACAGGCUCAGCCUUAGGGAGCAGCUCACACACAGACAGCGUCUCUUGGUCGAGAUGGAGGGCUUCAAGCAUCAGGUGGCAGCGGUACAGCGGUGUCAGAGCGCCCUCCGGCUACCAGAGGAGGUAGUGGCCAGCCUGCCAAUCUGCCGCACAGCCCAGACCCUGCAGCAAGAGGCCAGCCAACUGCAGCACACCACCAUCCAGCAGUGCAACAUCUUACAGGAGGCCGUGGUUCAGUAUGAGCAGUAUGAACAGGAAGUGAGGAACCUCCAGAGGUUAAUAGAAGAAGCUCAUCGCAUCAUUCAGGAUCGGCCAGUCUCCACCAAUAACAUCCAGGAACUCCAGGCCCAGAUUCACCACCAUGAGGAGCUGGCCCAGAAGAUCCGUGGCUACCAGGAGCAGAUCGCCUCGCUCCACUCUAAGUGCAAGAUGCUGACGGUGAAAGCCAAGCACGCCACCAUGCUGCUGACCGUCAGCGAGGUGGAGGGCCUGUCGGACGGCAUGGAUGAGCUGAGUGACGAGGAGCUGCCCAGCGCCACGGCAAACGGGGCCACCGCCUCCACCAAGCAGCUUCCAGCACACCCCUCCGUCGUCAUGAUGACGGCGGGCCGCUGCCACACGCUCCUCUCCCCCGUGACGGAGGAGUCAGGGGAGGAGGGCACCAACAGCGAGGUCUCCUCUCCCCCUGCCUGCCGCUCACCCUCCCCGGGGGCUAACGCUGACGCUCCUCUUAACCAGGGUCGUGUGCCCCUGAGCCGAGCGCCUCUCCAGGAGCUGUAUGAUCCGUCUUUGGAGACCAGUGCUGCCAACCUGGACGACCUGCAGAGGUCCUGGGAAACUCUCAAGAAUGUGAUCAGUGAGAAGCAGAAGAGUCUGUAUGAGGCGCUGGAGCGGCAGCAGCACUACCAGGAGUCUCUGCAGUCCAUCUCCACCAAGAUGGAGUCUAUCGAGGGAGCGCUCAAUGAAGGCCUGGAGCCCAACAAGAGCCCUGAGAGCCAGAUGGCCGCACACCAGGCUCUGAUGGAUGAGAUCCUGAUGCUGCAAGAUGAGAUCGGCGAGCUACAGACAUGUUUCUCCGAGGAGCUGCUGGGCGAGGGCCUGGGAGACAGUGACAGUGACGGGGACUCCGGGGACCAGCUGGCCCUCCAGUCUACCCUCACCGUGCUGGGGGAGAGGAUGGCCACCAUCCGCAUGAAGGCUUCUGGGAAACGGCAGCUGCUGGAGGAGAAGCUGAGCGAGCAGCUGGAGGAGCAGCGGCAGGAGCAAGCGCUGCAGCGUUACCACAGCGAGGCCGAGGAGCUCGACCACUGGCUGCUCAGCACUCGUGCCACACUGAGCUCCGCCCUCCAGCCCCAAACUGAAGACAUGGACAUGGAGGAGCAGCUCAUCGACUGUCAGAACAUGCUAUUUGAGAUCGAACAGAAGGUGGCUUCCCUGUCGGAGCUGUCAGUCCACAGCGAGAGCUUGCUGUUGGAGGGCCGGGCCGGGACGAAAGGAGAAGCGGAGCAGCUCACCUUAAAGCUCCAUUCCCUAAAAGACAGCCUGCUGGAGCUGCAGAGGAUGCUGCAGGACAAACAGAUUGACAUACAGGGUUCAUUGCAGGAGCAGGAGGACAGUGAACCAGAUUCGUCCCUGUCGCAGAGUCCCAACGUUCAGGACUGGCUGUCCCAGGCACGCUCCACUCGCACACAGCAGCACCACGACAACCUGCUGCGACAGAGGGAGCUGGAGGAGCAGGUGGCAGAACAGAGGAGGUUGCUCCAGUCAGUAGCCAGUGUCGGCGAGGAAGUCCUUAGCCAACAGAACACACCAAACGGGGACAGUGAGAUGUCGGUCCCAGGGGAAGUGCUGCUGGAGGCAGACAACCUUUCCCCUCUGGACCAGUUGAGGCAGCGCUGGGAAAACCUAAACAAGGAUCAGAGUACAAAGCUGCAGCUCUCCCUCAGCUCACUGGAACAGGACCAGCUGAGCCCGGUCCUCCACCGGUCUCGCUUGUCCAGUCCUGGCAUGGUGUUCAGGGGCGAGACCUCCACCCAGGACUCUCGCUCGCCCAGAUCUCUGUUUGAGGUCUGCAGCCACACUUUGGGAAGAAUAGCCCAAGAGGUGGCGGGUGGUGAUAGUAAGCUGGCAGUGUCUUUGGGAGAAGGAGCGGUGCAGCAGGACCUGUACGCAGCAGUUUCUGCAGCCUCCUCCUGGCUGGACAGUGCAGAGAACCAGCUGCUGUCUGGUCCUGUGCUGCUGUCUGAAGACACAGAGACACAACUCUAUCAUCUAGAGGGCUUGAGUAAGGAGCUGAAGGAGCUGAGCGGGGAGGUGAACCAGUGCAGAGACCUGCUGGGUGGAGGAGCGGGCCGGCUGUGUGGAGGAGAGGAGCGAGGCCUGAUGGAGGACACGCUGGAGGGCUUGCAAGAGCGGCUUGGCCUGCUGGACUCCACCCUGGACCAGCACUGCGACAGCAUGAGAGACAAGCUGCAGGAGCACUCCACCUUCCAGAAUGAGCUGAGGAUGCUGUUCACAGCUCUGAGUGAGAGUAAACACCAGCUGCUGCAGAGGAUGGCAGGAACUGUGGACAGGCCUGCAUCUAAGCAGAUAGAGACACUAUCAGAAGUGGAGGAGAGUCUGAGGGAGUUUGAGCAGAGAGUGACGGAGCUGAAGACCAGAGCAGAGGGACUGCAGGCUGACCAGGUUUCCAACCAGGAACUACUCAAACUACAGGAUGCAUAUGAGGAGCUGGUGCUGAUGGUGGGCGCCAGACGCAGCAGCCUGAAUCACGGCCUGUCUCAGAAGGCCCAGUACGAGGCUGCCCUGCAUGACCUCACUGACCUGGUUGACACCGCUCAGGAAAAGAUGGCUGCCGACCAGAAGAUGACCGUGGCAUCUGUCCUAGAGGUCCAGAUGUUGCUGGACAAACACAAAGAGUUCUUCCAGGGUCUGGAGUGCCAUAUGAUCCUGACCCAGACGUUCUUCAGUAAAGUGUCUGGUCUGGUGACGCAGAGAGAAAGCCAGGCUCUGGAGGAGACCAUGGCCCUGGCCCACAGUGUGCUCAAACAGGCUCACAGGAGAGGAGUGGAGCUGGAGGGCAUCCUGGAGUCGUGGAGUAAGCUGGCGGAGGACUACCAGGCCCUGUGCAGACAGCUGGAGGCUGUGGAGUGCAGCAUCCCCACUGUCGGCCUGGUGGAGGAGACGGAGGAGAGACUCAAUGAACGGAUCAAUCUCUACCAGCGUCUGAAGGCCAGCCUGACGGAGCACCAGCCUCAGCUCUACCAGGUGCUGGAGGAGGGGAAGAAGCUCCUGCUGUCAGUUUGUUGUUCGGACCUGGAGAACCAGCUGACCCAGCUAGGAGAACACUGGCUCUCCUCCACCACCAAGGUCAACAAGGAGCUGCACCGCCUCGACUCCACACUCAAACACUGGAGCAGGUACCAGAGUGAGUCAGCAGAGCUAAGCCAGUGGUUGCGGUCGGCUCUGGACCGGCUGGAGUUUUGGACUACUCAGUCAGUGACUGUGCCUCAGGAGCUGGAGACUGUCAGAGAUCACCUCUAUGCCUUCCUGGAGUUUUCCAAAGAGGUGGAUGCCAAGUCGUCUCUGCGUUCCUCUGUGCUGAGUACAGGGAACCAGCUUCUGCGAUUGAAGAGAGUAGAUACAGCUGGUCUGAGGUCAGCUUUGGCCCAGGUUGACACACAAUGGGCUGAGCUGUUGACUCGCAUCCCUGUGGUUCAGGAGAAGCUACACCAGUUGCAGAUGGAGAAACUGGCAUCACGGCACGCCAUCACGGAGCUGAUGAGCUGGAUCUCUCUUAUGGAAAACAUCAUAGAAGAGGACCAGAACAAGAUUAUGGGAGCUGUAGGCUCAGAGGUUGUCCAAGACUUCCUGCAGAAGUAUAAGGGUUUCCGUAUAGAUCUGACCUGCAAGCAGUUGACUGUGGACUUUGUGAACCAGUCGGUGCUGCAGAUCAGCAGCCAGGAUGUCGAGGGGAAGCGCAGUGACAAGACAGACUUUGCCGAGAGGCUGGGAGCUAUGAACAGACGCUGGCAGAUACUGCAGGGACUUAUCACUGAAAAGAUUCAGCUUUUGGAAGGACUACUAGAAGGUUGGUUGGAGCAUGAGAAUGGAGUCCAGGCCCUUAAAACCUGGCUCACACUGCAAGAGGAGAAACUGAAGAAGAGACACAGGAUAGAGGAUGUAGCAUCGGUGCAGAAUGCACUUAAGGACUGUCAGGAGUUAGAGGAAUUAGUGAAGGAAAAAGAGAAGGAUCUAGAGAAAGCAGAAGAACGAGGAAACGCUCUGAUCCAGGACAAGAAAGGAGAGGCCUGCUCUGUUGUCAGAGAGACCCUCAAAGGAUUGAACCAAUCCUGGGCCAACCUGGACCACAUGAUAAGUCAGAUGAAAGUGAGUCUGCGGUUGGUGCUGGAGCAGUGGACUCUGUACCGACGAGCUGCAGAGGAGAUUAAUGGUUACUUGAUGGAGGGGAGGUACUCUGUGUCCAGGCUCCGUCUCCUCAACGGCUCUCUGGAGGCGGUCCACCUGCAGGUGGAGGGUCUGGAGAGCCUUCAGGAGGAGAUGGAUAAGCAGGAGAGCAGUUUGAGGAAGUUUGGUUCUGUAACACACCAGCUACUGACGGAGUGCCACCCAUCUGUGGCCGACACACUCAACUCAGCCCUCCGUGAUGUUAACAUCAGGUGGAACGGUCUACUGGAGCAGAUCUCAGAGCAGCUAAGGAGCAGCAAGGCCCUGCUGGGGCUGUGGCAGCGCUACAGAGUGCUAUACGGCCAGUGUGUGACAGCGGUCCAGAGGCAGGAGGAGCGCGCUGACCGUUUGCUCAAGAGCGCCACCGACAGGGACAUCACAGAAGAGGAAAGCAGUGCCUGGAUAAAGGAUUGCAAUGAGUGUCUUGGCGACCAGGCGUCAGUGCAGCAGUCCCUCCAGCAGCUGCAGGCUCUAGUGGAACAGCUGAAGAGCCAAGUCGACGCCUCCGCCAUGGCAGCGCUCCAGUCAGACCACCUGUCACUCACACAACGCCAUGCAAUGCUGGAGCCCGCCCUGCACAGGCAGCAGGAGAUACUGCAGUCUGGAGCUCAGGACUGUGAGGGUUUCACCAAGCAACUGGAAACCCUGAUCCAUAAGGCUGAGGAGGCUGAGGAGGUGCUGAAGGAACCAGACCCAGUCAGCUUGCUGGAGCUCACUGUCAUCCAAACACGAAUGGAGAAACUCAAGGUUCACUUGCUGAAACUGAGCAGCCUGUCUCCAGACUUGGAGCGUGUCAAUGAGCUGGCCUACAGACUGCCGGUCAGUGACACAGACAUUAAACGCCUUCAGGGCCUCAACAGAGCCUGGGCCGCUCACUCUGCUCACCUCACUGAGAGAUUCAGUAAACUGCAGGCGGUGCUACUCCAACAGCAGAGCUUCCUGCAGAAAUGCGAGGCCUGGAUGGACUUCCUGUCUCAGACGGAGCAGAAGCUCGCUGCUGAGAUUUCAGGCAACUACCACAGCCUGCUGGAGCAGCAGAGAGAACACGAGUUGUUCCAGGCAGAGAUGUUCAGCAGACAGCAAAUUCUCUACUCCAUAAUCAGUGAUGGCCAUCAAAUGCUGGACCUGGGACAGAUUGAUGAUAGAGAUGACUUCAGUGUGAAGUUGGCCUUGUUGAGCAACCAGUGGCAAGGCGUUGUGAGGCGGGCCCAGCAGCGAAGGGGGAUUAUUGACAGCUUGGUCCGCCAGUGGCAGAACUAUCGGGAGAUGGCGGAGAAACUGCGACGAUGGCUUCAGGAAGUGACACGGGACCCAGAUGUGCAUCAGCCAGGAGAGCCAGUGGCCCUACAGCAGGCCAGGAACAUGCUAGAUCAGAUACAGAUUCCCUUAGUUAACCUGUACCCCAUGUCCGCACUCUCCCUGACUCUGGUCCUCCAGCUGAGGGAGCGAGUGCUGCAGCGGCAGCAGGGAGGCUACAUCCUGGCGGUGGAGGCCGGCAGGAGCCUAUUGCUGACGGCUGAUGCCAGGGCUGAGUCCGCCCUCCAGACGGAGCUGAUGGACAUUCAGGAGCGGUGGAGGCAUGCACACCACCGCCUGGACCAGCAGAGGAGGGAGCUGCACAGCCUGCUGAAAGACUGGGAGCGCUGUGAGAAGGGCAUAGAUGCGUCACUUGAGAAGCUGAGGGCCUUUAAGAGGAAGCUGUCCGUGCCACUGCCUGACCACCAUGAGGAGCUGCACUCAGAGCAAAUUCGCUGCAAGGAGUUAGAGAGCAGUGUGGAUGGAUGGACUGAUGACCUCACUUCCUUGUUCCUGCUGAGGGACUCCUUGGGGGGCGUGGUCAGUGCCGAUGACAUCACCGUCUUACAGGAGCGCCUCCAGCUGCUGCACCGUCAGUGGGAGGAGGUCUGCCACCAGCUUUCCCUGCGCAGGCAGCAGGUCAGUGAGAAGCUGAAUGAGUGGGCCGUGUUCAAUGAGAAAAACAAGGAGCUGUGCGAGUGGCUCACCCAGAUGGAGAGCAAAGUCUCUCAGAAUGGAGACAUCAGCAUCGAGGAGAUGAUUGAAAAGCUGCGCAAGGACUACCAGGAGGAGAUCAGUGUUGCUCAGGAAAACAAACAUCAGCUGCAGGUGAUGGGUGAACGCCUGGCCAGGGCCAGCCAAGACAGCAAGGCUGCUGAGAUCCAGCACAAACUCAGCAAGGUCAGCGAGCGCUGGCAACACCUGCUGGACCUCAUCGCUGCCAGGGUGAAGAAGUUGAGGGAGACCCUGGUGGCGGUGCAGCAGUUGGACAAGAACAUGAGCAGCCUGCGCUCCUGGCUGGCUCACAUUGAGACGGAGCUGUCCAGGCCCAUCGUCUACGACACCUGUGACGACCAGGAGAUUCAGAGGAAACUCAACCAGCAGCAGGACCUGCAGAGGGACAUAGAGAAACACAGCACAGGCGUGGCAUCUGUGUUGAACCUGUGUGAAGUCCUGCUGCACGACUGUGAUGCCUGUUCCACAGAGACGGAGUGUGACUCCAUUCAACAGGCCACCAGGGGGCUGGACAGACGCUGGAGGAACAUCUGCGCCAUGUCCAUGGAGAGGAGGCUCAAGAUUGAGGAGACGUGGCGGUUAUGGCAGAAGUUCCUGGACGAUUACUCCAGGUUUGAGGAGUGGCUCAAGACCUCGGAGAGGACGGCAGCAGUGCCUAACUCAUCUGGAGUCCUCUACACUGUCGCCAAGGAGGAGCUGAAAAAGUUUGAGGCAUUCCAGCGUCAGGUGCAGGAGUGUCUGACUCAGCUGGAGCUGAUCAACAAGCAGUACCGCCGCCUGGCCCGGGAGAACCGCACCGACUCCUCCUGCCGCCUCCGAGAAAUGGUGCAUGAUGGGAACAGGCGUUGGGACAACCUGCAGAAGAGGGUGGCCUCCAUCCUACGCAGACUCAAGCACUUCAUCAGCCAGAGGGAGGAGUUUGAGACGGCCCGGGACAGCAUCCUGGUGUGGCUCACUGAGAUGGACCUGCAGCUCACCAACAUCGAGCACUUCUCUGAGUGUGACGUCCAGGCCAAGAUAAAACAGCUCAGGGCAUUCCAGCAGGAGAUCUGUCUGAACACAGGGAAGAUCGAGCUGGUGUUCAGGCAGGGCGAGGCUCUGAUCGAGAAGAGCGAGCCUCUGGAUGCCGCCGUCAUCGAGGAGGAGCUGGAGGAGCUGCAGAGAUACUGCCAGGAGGUGUUCGGGCGAGUCGACAGAUACUACAAGAAGCUCACACGCCUGCCUCUGGCUGAUGAUGAGUUGGAUGGCUCGGACAGGGAGCUGGACAUGGAGGAGGGCAGUGAUCUCUCUGAGCUCCAGUGGGGCGACUCCUCGCUGCCCCGGACCUCCAGCCGCACGGCCUCGGGUACGGCCACCCUCAUCCGGGCUGACCGCUCGGGACGGGACACCCCAGCCAGCGUGGACUCCAUCCCGUUGGAGUGGGACCACGACUACGACCUGAGCAGAGACCUGGAGAGCGCGGGGGGCCGGGGCCUGGGGUCAGAGAGUAGCCGAGAGCAAGAGCAGGAGGAUGAGUAUCUGAGGACGGCUGCCACGGUGCUGUCAGAUGUAGUUAUCCCAGAGAGCCCCGAGGCCUAUAUAAAACUGACUGAGAGCACACUGAGAUCGUCCUCUGGCGAGCCAGGCCAGCUGGAGGCCCACCUGAGGCAGCUGGACCAGGCUCUGGAAUCAGGACGCUACCGCCUCCAGCAGAGAGAGGCCACUGCCAACACCUCCAGCCCUGAAGUGGACUCCACUUACAUGGGCUAUAUGCGCCUGAUGGGCGAGUGUCGGGGCAACAUAGAUGCCGUGAAGAGAGCCGAGGGAGAGCUGACUGAGGAGGAGGAAGACAUGCCAGGACUCACCAACCCGAUCAGCACAGACACUCAGAGUGCAGGUGUGAUCGAGCGCUGGGAGCUGAUCCAGGCUCAGUCUCUUAGUGAGAAGCACCGGCACAAGCAGAACCUGCAGCAGUGGCAGCAGCUGAUCUCAGACCUGCAGACCAUGAGGGCCUGGCUGGGCCAGUCCGAGGCUGAGCUCACCCAGCUCCGAGGGCUGGACCUCAGCACUGACAUACACACCAUCCAGCAGAGAAUCAAGAAGCUCAAGGAGCUGCAGAAGGGUAUGGACGCCCACAAGUCCGAGGUCCUGUCCAUUAACCUGAGCAGCGCUGAUUUCCUCCAAUCAGAGCCCGACUCUGAGGAGGCCUGGGAGCUGAGGGACAGGCUGAAGGAGAUGAACUCCCGCUGGGAUCGGCUUGGUGCCUCAUUAGAGGACUGGAGGGAGGAGCUACAGAGGGCGCUGAUGCAGUGCCAGGAGUUUCAUGAGAUGAGCCACGGGCUGCUGCUAUGGCUGGAGAACAUCGACCGCCGAAGGAACGAAGUGGUGCCCAUUCCUCCCAACCUGGAUCGUGAAACAUUACGAGCUCACCACAGAACACUCACACAAAUCAAGCGUGAGCUGUUGGACUCCCAGCAGAAGGUGUCAUCCCUUCAGGAUCUGUCCGCCCAGCUGCUCGUCCACACCAAGGCUCAGAGCGUCCUGCUGCAGCCCCAGGCUUCAGAGCACACCGAGACCCUCACCCAGGCCCAGGGCAGUGAGUGCCUGGAGGCCCAGGAGAAGGUGCAUGUGAUCUGGAACAGGCUGAGGCUGCUGCUGAGGGAGGUCAGCGCUGACCUGCAGGGCCUGGAGAGCAGGCUGGAGACCAUGGACACACAGCAGGAACCCCUGCGUGUGCCUUCAGUUAACACAGCAGACAUCUCUGGAUCAGCCGGUCCUGUGUCAGAGGUGACCGUCCAGAGUCGCAAACGACUGCCCCGGGGCAAAAGUAGUCAGGCCCACCCAGGACACCCUGAGAGCGGCCCACGCCACAGACUGAGCAGAUCAGCAGGCGGCGCUGGCUCCGCUUCCUCCCAUUCUGACCUCCCAGUCAGUCUGUCCUCCUCGACCUCGUCAUCCUCCUCCAUGAAGGGCCAGUCCUUCCUACUGCGGGUCCUCCGGGCCGCGCUCCCCGUCCAGCUGCUCCUCCUGCUCCUCAUCGGUCUGGCCUGCCUGGUGCCCAUGAGCGAGGAGGACUACAGCUGCCACCACGCCAACAACUUCGCCCGCUCCUUCCAUCCCAUGCUGCGUUACACCAACGGACCUCCACCCAUAUGAGGACCAGCUCAAUAGCUAUCUACCGCUUUGCCAAGGACUCCACUGACUUGUAUGAAUGUCUCCUUUUCACCUGUGCCCUAUAGCAACAGACUUUUUCCCUGUUGGGAAGCAAUGCGCAUAUGAAGUGAAGUAGAGGUGAUCAAGUGAUCAAGACUUUUCCCUACUAACACUGGAGACUCAUCCUCUGAAUCACCUCAGCUCUUUGAACCCACUUCCAGUCUCCAGGAUUAAUGGACCUUCAUCCAGGAUUCACCCCUUGAAUCCAAAUAAUUCACGUUGUUUUAAUCCUUUUUAACUUAAAUGUGUAUAUUUUUUUUUUCAAAGUUUCUGAGGAAACUUGUGAAAUCAAUGAAAAACAAAGCACUAUUUAUAUACUGUAUGUCAGGAGCCAAAGUCGACUGUGCUGUUUGUCCAUGCAAUUCAGUGCUGCUACUAUUUAUUUUGUGUUCAAUCAGUUCUUAGAUUGUUAGUCUCAAUGAAGCUAAAGCUCCACCUAGAGUGUGGGAUAUUAUUAUACCUGUAAAUCGUAGACUAGGAAAACACUGCAGUUUGAGUAGCAAUCAUCAAUCAUCACAGUCUGAGAUCUGAGGAGUUUUGUUCCAAAAUGAAUGUCCACCAUUUGAAAAAAGCAUCACUUCCGCUGACAAAAUGACUGAAGAGCACAGAAUCUAAGCUAAAUUAUGGGACUUUAUGAAGGAUAAUAGGUAAUAAUAUAUAGAUAAUGAACACUGAAUUUCGGGUAAUGACUGACAGUUUCCAAAUGGCUGCAUAUAAUUUUGGAAAUGAACUCUUAAUAUGAUGGUAGAGCUAAAAUUUAAAUCUAUAGCACUGACAUGAGCACUGUUGAAGGUACUGCACUGAAGCCGUCCAGCCAAGAUGGCCGACUUCUUACCCCAAAAGCCAAGGCUUGUAUUCCUGUUUUUACUUUCAGUAUUUAAGUAUUUAAUCAACUUGGGAAAACGCAGAGGACAAAACGAUGUGAGCUCACUUGUGAAGACAUUCGAGUGAUUUGUACAUUGACGUUGAAAUGCCUUUGAAUACGGGCAGUUUAUUUUUUUUAUUAUCUUUUUUUUGUGUUUGAGCAUGCACUUGAAAGUCCCUUGCUUUUAAGAAAGCCAAACAAUCACUGGUAGUGUUGAAGUAGACGGCUGUGACAGAAAGUAGUGUGCUUUGUAAUAACGGCGAUAAUUAUUCCAACGUGAUGGAGACAUCAGAAUCACUGCAUUGUUAUAACAGCAUCUGUAAAAAAUAUAAUAUAAAAAUGGUUAUUUAUGUAUGUACAGUUUGCUAAUGCUGACUUCAUGAAGAAUACUCUCUUUGCAUAUAAUAAAACAUCAAACAUAAAUCCUU